Quercus lobata is the source of this 903-nucleotide messenger RNA. RefSeq lists its product as uncharacterized. The coding region runs from base 1 to 903 and encodes 300 amino acids. The transcript has a single exon. NCBI's taxonomy places the organism in Eukaryota, Viridiplantae, Streptophyta, Magnoliopsida, Fagales, Fagaceae. The record is from RefSeq and is a predicted model, not a curated record.
AUGAAGCUACGACCCCAACAGGUCCAACAAGCUCAACAGGAAGAGAACAGGUCCAAGGGUAACCCGGAGGGAGAAAGGGACAGCCACAGGAGGAGUACCUAUCAGAGGCCAACCACUCCAGACGAGCAGAAUUCAGGCCUCCUUCGCGAGAUGAGAAAGGAGAUGGACGAAUUGAGGAACGCCAUUAAGGAAAGGAUGGAUCGGAGCGUGGAUAGGAUGGUAAGGGCCACGGAUUCACCUUUCACCACGGCAGUGCUUGAAUGCCCUGUACCAUCAAAGUUUCGUUUACCUCAACUUGAGCCGUUCGACGGACUCAGAGACCCUCAAGAUCAUCUCAAUACCUUCAAGACGACUCUAGGUCUUCAACAACCACCUGACGAGAUACUAUGUCGUUCCUUUCCCACCACUCUCAAAGGAGCUGCAAGAGAAUGGUUCACGAAGUUACCGACCUCGUCCAUAGACAACUUUGAGCAAUUGAGCAAUGCCUUCUUGCGCCAUUUCAUUGGGGGGCAACGUCCAAAAAGGUCAACAGACUACUUACUCACCAUUAGAAAGGGAGAGAAGGAAACUCUAAGGUCAUAUGUCAAACGUUUCACUCGGGAGACUCUGGAGGUGGACGAAGCCGAUGACAAGGUGCAGCUGACGAACUUUAAAGCGGGACUAUGGUCCAGAGAUCUCGUGGCCUCCCUUGCAAAGAAUCUACCGAAGACGAUGGCGGAAAUGCUCCUGAAGGCACAGAAGUACAUGAACGCUGAAGAUGCUUUAGCGGCCAUAAAAGAUGCAGAGAAGCCAGGAGACAAGGCAAAGAGAGAAGACGAUCGUAGGGGGCAAAAGAGAGAUCGACCGGACCGUCGGAACAAUGACGGAAAUAGAAGGAAAGAUGACAAAAGUCCUGGACGGUAA